Osmia bicornis bicornis is the source of this 3131-nucleotide messenger RNA. RefSeq names its product cyclin-dependent kinase 11B (gene Pitslre). NCBI's taxonomy places the organism in Eukaryota, Metazoa, Arthropoda, Insecta, Hymenoptera, Megachilidae. The record is from RefSeq and is a predicted model, not a curated record. Gene Ontology annotation, cellular component: nucleus. Gene Ontology annotation, molecular function: cyclin-dependent protein serine/threonine kinase activity; ATP binding. Bases 340 to 2922 code for a protein of 860 amino acids. The transcript has 8 exons. Gene Ontology annotation, biological process: regulation of mitotic cell cycle; protein phosphorylation.
AAGUUCCAUCGGAAUUGACGAACGGUUCGUGAUAAUCGUCCGUGAAAACAGACAGUAGACAUUGAACGUGGAAUAAAUUGUUUAUUUAUUUAUAAAUCAAGCAUCGAUAAAAUGUAUGGAAACGAAUCAAACGAACACUCGUAAGAUUCCUAGCGUCAGUUUCUUACAACAGUUACAGUAUUGCCAAGUGUUGCAAAUCGAAAGCAUCACGUGUAAAGUGUAAUUUAUUUCUCCAAACAUAGCGAAUGGGAAUGUUUGUGUUUCAUUUUUCAUUUAUUUGGAAUUAUGUACAGAGUAGCAUCGAUUAAACGUGAAUAAAUUUAUGUAUAUACAUAUAGUAUGUCAGAAACUAGACUUGACAUGGAUAUUGAUAACCAAAGUGAAGACGGAGAAAUAAAAAAAAGCCCCUCAAAGGAUAUGGAAGAUUUUAGCUUUUCAGAGGAGGACGGUGGAGAUACCGCUGAUUCUUUGGAUAUAAAACCACCGCAGGCUGUUGUUCGUCAUUACAAAUCUAAUUCUUCGAGGAGACGGGAUAAGCAUGGUGAUAGGAGAGAUCGUAGGGAAGAAAAAGAACGAAAGUCACGGCAUCACGAACGCGGGGAAGACAGGCAUAGAGAUAAACACAGACAUCGUAGACACGGCAUGGACAUUUUAGAGAGAUCAGAUCGUUCCGACGGUUCUAAAAGGGAUAGGGAAAGAUUAGAAAGGUUGGAGAGAAUGGAAGGCCAUAGAGAAAGAGAAUCUAGGCACGAUAGGAAAGAGAGAAGUACAGGUGAUCGUGUUUUGGAGGAUUUGAGAGAGCGAUUACUGGACAAAAGACGAGAAAGGCGAGAAGAUUCACGAGACAUGCGAGAUUACAAAGUAGAAACUCGUCGGGAAAUUCGUAUAGAAGAUACUCGCGAGUUACGCGAAUCGCGCGAGCGUAGAGAAAUACGAUUAGAAGACAUGCGAGAACGUCGCGAAGUACGUACCAUCGCGGAUGACGUUAGAGAGCGCCGUGAGAUACGCAUAGAGGAUCACAGACACAUGAGAGUAAUGGAGGAGCAAUACUCGGAAACAGAGCUGAUGGAACGACCUGAAAGAAGUGAGAAACGACACAAGAGAUCUCAUAAGCACGAUCGACUUCGUGAUAGAGACAGAGAAAAAGCGGAACGUGAAAAAGAGCAUAGAGAGAAACAGUUACGCGAAGCGAUGGAAAUUGUUACGGAGGACGCUGAUGAUAUGGAAAUCAAUGAGAUACCGAUGCAACCAAAGGAUCCAAAGGAAAUGACCGAGCAAGAGCUUCGAAAGGAAAGAUUGUUAGAAGCUGACAGAGAAAUGGCCAGGAGGAAAGAAGUCUCCAGAUUAGAAUUGCAAGCGCGACGAAUGAAAAGAGGAGAAAAACGACCAUUAAGCCCUGAUAACAAUCAAGAUCCGUCUGUCGUAGAACUUUCAGAUGAAAGUCCAAGCCCGGUUCAUUCGGACGAAGUUCGUUCUAAAUCUAUCGAGUCCAGACAUUCAUCCGACGGUCAAAGGAGUAUUCGUGAAAGAUCUUCAGACAGACAUUCUUCUGAUUCAUCAGAGUCUAGCAGUGAGGACGACGAUGAGUCGAACGAUUCGAAUAAAGGUUCUAACGCUGACUCCAAUGAUGGUUCCGAUUAUAAUAAUCCAAGCCCGUUAUCCGUGGAUCGGUUAGCCAAAUCGGAUCACUCAGACGGAGAAUCACCUGGUCACGUUGAUUCGAACGGCGCGACAAAGAUUGUCGAGGAAGAGGAGAAGAAAGAAGAGGAGCCUGAAUUGCCACCGUAUUUACCAGCGAUUCAAGGUUGUAGAAGUGUGGAAGAAUUUCAGUGUUUGAACCGCAUCGCGGAGGGUACUUACGGUGUAGUUUACAGAGCACGAGACAAACGUACGGAUGAAAUUGUUGCUCUUAAGCGAUUAAAAAUGGAGAAGGAAAAAGAGGGAUUCCCGAUUACCAGUCUUAGGGAGAUAAACACUUUGCUACAGGCACAGCAUCCAAAUAUCGUUACUGUCAGAGAAAUAGUGGUCGGUAGUAACAUGGAUAAAAUAUUUAUUGUAAUGGAUUAUGUGGAGCAUGAUUUGAAAUCAUUGAUGGAAACAAUGAAACAAAAGAAACAAGUUUUUAUACCAGGAGAGGUUAAGUGUCUUAUGCAACAAUUACUGCGAGCAGUUGCACAUUUGCACGAUAAUUGGAUACUGCAUCGAGAUUUGAAAACGUCGAAUUUGUUAUUAAGUCAUCGCGGUGUUUUGAAGGUUGGUGAUUUUGGUUUAGCUAGGGAAUACGGUUCUCCUCUAAGACAGUAUACCCCGAUUGUUGUAACACUUUGGUACAGAGCUCCUGAAUUACUGCUUAGCGAGAAAGAAUAUAGUACUCCGGUCGACAUGUGGUCAGUUGGGUGUAUCUUUGCAGAGUUACUAAGAAUGGAGGCACUGUUCCCAGGUAAAUCUGAAAUUGAUCAAUUAAACAGGAUAUUCAAGGAACUGGGUACACCGAAUGAUCGUAUAUGGCCAGGAUACAGUAAACUACCAAUGGUGCAAAAGAUUCCAUUUGCUCAUUAUCCUGUAAACAAUUUAAGGCAACGUUUUAGUUUGUCUCUCUCAGAUUUGGGUAUCGAAUUAUUAAACAAGUUUCUCACUUACGACCCUCAACAACGAAUAUCAGCAGAAGAUGCUGUGAAACAUGGUUAUUUUACAGAAGCACCUUUACCGAUAGAUCCACAAAUGUUUCCUACGUGGCCGGCCAAGUCAGAGCUUGGUUUGAGAACGGCAAAUGCUUCACCGAAACCGCCAAGCGGUGGAAAAGAGUAUAAACAAUUAGGAGACGGUGACGAUGCUGAUUUAAGUAAUUCCGGUUUUCACAUGGGUCUUAUGGAAGGUGGAAGACAACCGCCUGUCGGUGGUGGUUUUCAUUUAAAGUUUUAGAUACAUACGACGAAUUCUCUGCGAAUUGAAAUAACAGUGAUUGCUUUCUAGUUGGUUGAAGAAAAGAUCAACAACAGCAUACUCUUUUACAUUUAUUUAUUACUGAUAACCUUUUAUUAAGCUCCAAAGAUUUUUGGAGUUUACAUGAUAAAUAAAACGCAAUUUAAUUACCACUGAAUUUUAUGAAAUAUAUUACUGUUCAUAAAAUA